AUGAAACCCAAGGUGCCUGAUUUGAUCGACUUUGGUGAACCUACAAAAGAAUCUCCGUUCGCAGAUCAGUCUACCACAGAAUCCAAUGGGUCCAAGAUCGCCGUCAAGACUGAGGAGGAGCAACAAGCCGCCGCCAGAGAACGCGAGGAGCGGGAGCGUCGUGAUGCUCGUCGAAAGUCCCUUGCCAACCGUCGUGUUUCCUUCGCGGCUGAAGCGACUCUACAUACCUUCCACGAGGUCGAAUACAUGCAAGACUCUACAACAUCCACCGACUCAACCAGGAGGAACUCUGCGUUUUCGAAUAAUGCCGACACACAGCAUGGGACCUCAUCAAAUGCUACGAGCGAUCAAGAGGAGAAGAAGCAACGAAGAAGCUCUGGCCUUCCACCCGCAAACUUUCACAACCCGGAUGAUGAUACGGCGACAUCGACAGUCUAUAGUUCAGACUCCGAGCCUGCAGAUGCGGUGGAAGAAGUUGCCGACGUGGAGGAUGAUGGCGAAGACGACGGCUCAAGCAGCGACUCUGACGAUGGAACGAUGCUCACCAUCGACGAGGUGACAGGAACGACAGCCGCAUCAGACCGAUCGAUUGAUUCCGACGAAGAAGAGUCCUCAACGUUGGACGAAGCCCUCAGACUUGCUGCUCGAAGAGCUGGCAACCAGCGUCUCGAGGAGGAUAGCGAUGAAGAUCUCGACGACGGCGAGGAGUUCAUUCCUUCCUUCGGAUGGGGCAAAGAGGCGAACAAGCCGACUGUCGCUGCACGAGACCAAGAAAAUCUACCGCCACCAGUUCAAGCCCAACAAGCGCAAUCAGCUCAAGCCGACGAUGACGAUGAUGGCUCAGAUAUGGAUAUGGACAUGGAUAUGGACAUCACACGGGCGGUUGGUGGCAUCAUAAAGCCUCAACCUGCACAGGAACGUGAUCCAGAUGAGGACAUGUCUAUGGACGUCACCCGUGUAUUUGGAGGCAUCAUGAACCAGAACAAGGCGCAAAAGCCGGUGCCUGAGCCGGAUGACGAAGAUGAUGAGGAUGAUGCCCCGAUGGAAGAGGCUACUAUGGAGUUUACCACGGCAAUUGGUGGUAUCCGUCGGCCCGUUCCUGAUGAGAUGGACGAGUCAGAUGGGAACGAAGACAUGUCGAUGGAGCUGACGACAGUUAUGGGUGGAGUUCUCUCGCAAAAGAAGAGAAAGAGCCUGGGAGUUUCUCGGCGAAGGACGGUCAACCAGGCAGAUGAGGAUGAAGACGAAGACGAUGCGCCCAUGGACAUGACAAUGGGAGUUGGCCAAAUUCUGUCCCAACCAUCGAAUACCAACGACGAUAAGGAUGAGGACGAGGAUGAUGGUGAUACAACCAUGGGCAUGGACAUGACAACUGCCAUUGGCGGUAUUCUCAACAAUGCCCUUGGGAAUGCACGAAGCUUGGGCAAGCGGGUUAUGGAAGAGGAGGCCGACACACCAGAUAACCCUGAUGAGGCUCUGCAGGCUGCGAUUAGCAAGAGCACUCCUGCUGAGAAGCCUGAAGCCCAAGCAGCCGAGAAACCAACUACGACACCCAGCCCCGAGCCCUCAUCUUCUCAAGCGAGUAGGCUGAAGCGUAGCGUUGGACCCAAAAGCACGACGCCGCAAUCCGCUCGCAGGUCUAGUAGGACACCAUCUCCUGUCAAGACAUCGACAACACCACGGUCGAUGUCCAAGGCUAGGACGCCAACAUCCGUGAAGCCAUCCACGCCCCAAAUUGCCCCGGCAUCUUCAACAAAGACCACACCCAGAACAUCAGAACGCAAGUCACGGUCUGCCUCCCCGAAGAGACCAUCUCCUGCUAGGUCCAACAGGGUCAGCUCUAGAACUCCAUCACCGGUUAAGGCUACGCCGAAGAAGGGUUUGUUUCAAACCAACACAGGAACAGGCAGUCGAACUCCAACCGUUGUGUUGACACCCCAGAAUCGUCGACUAUCGGGUCUUGGUGCUGAUCGAGCUGGACUUGGAUCCCCUCAGGUUGCUGCCCUUUUUGAUCGCCGCGGUUCUAUUGGUGAUGUGGCUACCGAGUUUGUGCCUGGAAAACGUGGUGUUACGUUCGAUGAUCCGAAAGAACUGUCGACUGAAGUGGACAAGGAGGCUCAAGAAGAGGAAGACAAGGAGAAUCGACGAAAGAUUCUUGAGCGAGAAGCUGAUGGUGCUGAAGCUACACUUAAUCUUCGCGAAAUGAUUGACAGCCUUAGUCCGAAGCGAAACCCGCUCAGGGGCCGCAAGAGUCUUGCCGUUGGAAGCGCCAGAGGACUCCUUGGAAAGCGACCUAGCGAGCUGGAUGAUGACGAGGAGGAGGAGAACGAUGGUGUCAAGAGACUCAAGGGUCAUCAAGGCAGUCCCGUCAAAAACGUCCGGCUCCAGCACCCUCCCAAGGCUGAGACGACCGGAAAGCUCACGCUGUCAUUCCGAAAGAGCCUACAACCCAAUAGCGCCACCCCGACGUUGUCCUCGCCCGAGAGACAGGAGCCGGCAACGACACCAAGACACCAAGGAAGAUUCAAGGAUGUCGAUGACGAUCGGACUGGACACUCGGUCAACUUUGACGAAUCACCUGUGAAAGAUGCCGGGCAACUCGAGAACGAGGUCGACGACGACGAAGAGCGAAUCCACCUUCAGGACUUCCUCAACAUGACGUCGAUUCGCUUCAUGGAGCUGACAACCACCAAGAGGCGACACACGACAGCUCCCGGAAACCUUGACAACGGGUUCCUCGAGCAAGGCGAGGAGAACCUUUCGCUGGAGCGUUGUGUUGUUGCUGGUGCCUGUACAGUGCCAAUGCUUGAGUUGUAUCAACACUCUUGCCGGGAGCUGAAGAAGUACAUCUCUGAAGGUCGACGUAUCGUCAAGGAAAUCGAGAUGGACACGUUUGAGGAGAACCCGCCACUAUUCAAAGAGUACAUGGCGGCGACACCCGAGAUCAAGACUCUUAUGGACAAGCAAUUCAUGAAUGUCAAGAACCACGCCCGCCUUCUGAGCAAGGCCAUGUGGUAUGAAUGGCGAAUGAAGCUGCAGGAUGGGCUGAAGGAGGGUCUGCUGAGGAUUGACGAGGGUAUGGAAGUGGACAAGGAGUCUUUGGACCAGCAAAAGAGCCUCCUCGACUCUGUCCUGCCCGCCAUUAUGGCUCGGUACCAGUCCCUCGUAGAGGAGAGUGGUAACCUUGAGGAAGUGGCCCGAGAACUGGCUGAUUGCGACCCGGCUGAUCUUGAGGCUGCUCGUGAGGAGUUGUCGGACCUUGACCAAGAUAUUGAGCUUAAGAGGAAGCGUAUCGCGGAUCUUCGGGAGCAAUUCCAAGCUUCGGAAGUCGAAAUAGAGGAUUUGGUGGCACGGAAACAAAAGUGCCUCGAGGAUAUUAAGGAGUCUGAGAAGAUCAGAGAGGAGUGUCGUGGUUGGACGAGCACCGAGGUUAACAGCCUUAAAGCUCGUGUGGACGCUAUCGAGAAAGAACAAGGCUGGGCCGUGACUGGAAUCUCGGGCACAGUCCUUUCCAUGGCCUACAAGCGUGAAAUCGAGAUUGUCUUUGACAUGGCCUCGUUCAAGACACAUCGACCGAACUCGACAAUCGACCUGUGGUACAUUGCCGACAGCCGUGAGAAGAACCCGCUUCCCAAGACAGCAGAGAAGGAGUUCUUCUUGCAGUGUAUUCGAGAUCAUGUUCGUGCUCUCCCCCAGAGCCGAACCGAGGUUUCCCAUCUCUUGAAUAUGGUGCGAGCAGCUUGGGACAAGGCCAACCUGGUCUCGACACAAGUUGGCCGUAUGAAUGCCUCGUUCCCGACCACCGUGCAAAAGACAUCUGACUCAAGCGUGGCGAUUACGACUUCUCUACUGCUCGUACCGCUGGAAACUCGGGUGGAGGUCAAGUUGAACCUGCUGGGCCAAAGUGGCCCUGAAGGACUGGAUGUAGCUGUUACCCCUGAGGCUAAGGUUUUGUAUGGUGAACACUUCAACGUAUCAAAGGUGGCUGAGUUCCUUGGUACAAGGGUCGGCAAGGUUGUUGGUGCUGGGGAGGAAUGGAGCAAUGUAAUGGUCGAACUGCAUGCGAGGUUGAUUGCUCGGGGCAGGAAGUGA
Messenger RNA from Fusarium vanettenii 77-13-4, 4092 nucleotides. RefSeq lists its product as uncharacterized. Gene Ontology annotation, biological process: mitotic spindle assembly checkpoint signaling; protein localization to kinetochore; mitotic sister chromatid biorientation. Bases 1 to 4092 code for a protein of 1363 amino acids. The transcript is spliced from 2 exons. The record is from RefSeq and is a predicted model, not a curated record. NCBI's taxonomy places the organism in Eukaryota, Fungi, Ascomycota, Sordariomycetes, Hypocreales, Nectriaceae.